AGUCAAAAAACAAUUUAGACAGUUUUGUAAAAUUUUUGGUAUAUUUAAUAUUUAUUUAUUCCUAAAAUGCCUCAUAUUUCUAAAAUGUGAAUAAAUUGAAGGGCUACAAAUAAUUACAUCUUGUGACCGUUAUUAUAUCACGCAAUUAUCUAUUGGUGUCCAUUUAAAUAAGUAGAUAACUUUCAAAUAGUUUGUUGGUGGCUUCUGUAAUCAUGCAUGAGGCGUACGAGGUUUCGCAUCUUCUCAACGCAACGGUACAGAUUGAAGCAAUCGCUGCUUAUGAUGAAAACUUAUUUUUAGGGACGAGGCAGGGUCACUUGCUUAUGUACUCAUUGGCAACUAAUAAUGGCAAUCAAAAGUAUGAACUCCAGUUGCUUCGAUACUGUAAAAACUUUAGCAAAAAACCUAUACAACAAAUUGAAGUUAUUCCAGAGGACAACUUAUUACUAUGUCUAACUGAUAAUGUCCUAUCUUCAUAUGACAUAAAUGGAGUUAAUUUUCCGCUAGUUAAAACAUUCUCUGAAAGCAAAGGUGCUUCCCUUUUUGCAUUAGAUAACAAGUCAGCUACCUCAAUGACAGGUGAAUCUAACUCAAUAGUACACUUAUGUGUUGCUGUUAGGAGGAAGUUGCAACUAUAUUACGGUAAAAAUGGAAAGUUCCAGAAACAUCUCUUUGAUUUCACAAUUCCCGAUGUGCCUAAAGUUAUGGCAUGGGGGCAACAAUAUUUGUGUGUUGGUUUUAAAGGGGAAUACACCCUAUUUGAUCUGUCUUCGGGAGAUCCUAAAGAACUCUUUCCGACAAGCAGCUCCAAAUCCCAAGAGCCAACCAUCGCCAAAUAUUCUGCAACAUCUUUUCUCCUUGGCCGUAAUAAUACAUCAGUACUAGUGGAAGAAGCUCAAGAUAUUGAAGUUAAGAACACCAUUAAGUGGAAAGAGGCACCUAUAGCUGUGGUUUGGGAUGAACCAUUUAUCCUUGGUCUCCAACAGGAUCAAGUUGUAAUACAGACAGUGGAGCCGGCCUUGUUCAUACAGACUUUGCCGGAUUUAAACAAAGCAAGACUUAUGUAUAGAUGUAAGCGUGGCCUUAUAUUCGUGUCGUCAGUGGGUCAAGUGUGGUGUCUCAGCUCGGUGGACAUCACCAAGCAGAGGCAGCAGCUGUUGAAGGACAAACAUUUCCAGAUAGCCAUAGAUUUAACGAAUCUUUCGGACUGCUCGCCUGACGAGAAGCAGCAGUCAAUACGCUCGAUACAAAAGUUAUACGCCAUCGAGUUGUUCGAGAGCAAAUUAUACUCGCAGUCCAUGAGGGAAUUCAUGAAACUUAACACAGAUCUGGAGUUCGUUAUAAAGUUGUUCCCCGAAAUAGACAACAAACCCGGUGCCGAGGUUAAGAAAGCGAAGGGGAAAGAUUCUGAGAACCCUCUUAACGCGUUGAUAGAAUAUCUGUUGGAGUAUAGAUCGAAGAUCGGUAAGAAUGCUCAGGAGUCGGCUGGCAAGGACGAGCUUAAUCAGAAGACCAUACAACAGCAGUUAGAGCUGAUCGAUACUACGUUAUUGAAGUGCUAUUUACAGACAAACGACGCUCUAGUGGCGUCCUUGCUGCGUCUCAAUAACUGCCGUCUGGAGGAAUCUGAGAGUACGCUUCAAGCGCACGGCAAGCACAGCGAGCUGAUCAUCCUGUACCAGACGAAGGGCCAGCACACGCAAGCGCUUCAGCUGCUGAGGGCGCAAGCCACCCAGCAGGACUCCAGCCUCAGAGGGUUCCAUAUGACCAAGAAUUACCUACAACACCUCGGUGCUGAACAUUUGAAUCUGAUAUUUAAAUUCUCCGAUUGGAUACUAGAGGAACAUCCCGAAGAGGGUUUGAAGAUCUUCACAGAGGAUAUAGUCGAGGUGGAAAACCUGCCACGGCCCAAAGUAUUGGACUUCCUGCUCAGAGAACACGAGCCCCUGGUCAUACCGUACCUGGAGCACGUGAUCCACACGUGGAAUGACACGCACUCGUUGUUCCACGACGCCUUAAUAAGAAUGUAUAGAGAGAGGAUCACUGAUAAGAAGUCCAACGCGACGGAGGAGGAACUGCAGCACAUUAAGUCCAAACUGGUGUCGUUUUUAGAGAAAUCCUCCCACUACACUCCAGAGAGAGUUAUAUUGCACUUUCCGAACGACAGUUUGUUCGAAGAGAGAGCCAUUAUUUUAGGAAAGCUUGGAAGACAUGAGCAGGCUCUAUCGAUAUAUGUACAGGUUCUUGGUGACGUGGAUAGAGCCAUCAGGUAUUGUGAGAACGUCGCUGAUAAAAACGCAGACGUCUAUGUGAUAUUGAUAAGAAUACUCAUGAACCCGGAACAAAAUACUUCAUUGACUGGACCACUGUCCAACGUACCGAGACACCCGAACGCCACUGUUCCCGACGUGGAGACGGCUCUAAGCGUGCUGGAGAAACACGCGGACAAGAUAUCACCAAUCAAGGCGUUGGCAGUGCUGCCGAGCUCUGUACCGUUGAGUCGACUUAAGGUGUUCCUGGAGAGCGCUCUGGAAAGUCAGUUAAGUUUGAAGAGACGGACGCAAGUGUUGAAGGGAUUGUUAUAUGCUGAACAUUUACAGGUACAAGAGUUGAAACAGUUCCACGAAUCCAAGAAGAUAGAGAUAAACGACUACAAAGUCUGUCCCGUGUGUAAGAAGAGGUUUGGCAAUCAGAGCGCAUUCGUGAGAUACCCUAAUGGGGACAUAGUACAUUAUUCAUGUAGAACUGAUAACCGAUAGAUGUUUAACGUAGAUAAAUAACGUAAAUUAAACGUGAAUCAUGGAAAACCAGCACCUUAAUAGGUAACUUGAUAUAAAAAUAAAUUGCAAGGUCACCUAUAGGAUAAUAUCUUGUUCGAUGAAACUAACAAUCAUAUUUUCCCCCCAAAAUAUAAAUUCCUCUUCUAUGAGUUACAGCUGUUAUUUAUGGAUACGUUCUAGUGAUCAAAUUAUUAAAUUAAAAAUCGUUUAAAGCAUAGAUAUUGUAAGAACUUUAAAUUAAUUUGUUUACAAUAUUUAUAUCGUUUCGUUGGACGUUCACAACGAGACCUAUGGGAUAUGUAACAGUAAUUUUUUUUUAUAUCUUAACAACAGUUUGAUAUUUAUUGGAGAGGUUUUUGUUGGUCUCUCUAAAGCAUAAUCAUUAUGCUUGUUCUGAUUUUUUUAAGAUUUUUUUUUGGUACAAAAUUUUAUCAAACUCUAAAAAUUUUGUGAUUUUUUCGGGGGGAAAUCGUAGUUUCUACAUUUAUUUGAGUUUAUAUUUAUACAUUAUGUUAAUUAAAUCUCUCAUUACCUUUGAUCUCAUACAAAGGAAUGAGUUUUGGCAUAAUAGAAGAUAUUACAAAAAAGUCAGUACCCGUCAAAAAAAAGUCAAUUAAAAAAAAAUGCACCACAGAUAAUCAUUCUCUAAUAGUCAUAUACGCUUAUGUUUAUUUAAUUUGCAUAAUUAAAUAUUAUAGAUUAAAAAAAAUAUUAAAACUUUGGCUCUUAUUUCUUCAUAUUUAAGUGUCCAAAUAAAAAAAAUUCCCUUGAUCCAUCAUCAAGUAUAACACGUAGCUUCUUUGUAUUGGCAUUUGAUUCGGGUCGAUUAUUUUUAACCCGUUAUAGGACUGAUAUAUAAUUUAGUUUAUUUAAUUUUCAAACUUAUGCCAUUAACUUAAGAGUCAAUGUACAGACGUUAUAUUUGUUUUUAUUGUAUUUAUUAUUCGCUAUUUAUAUUUAACUUAUGUAACAAUGUAUUUAAUGUUGUAAUAUAAUGAUUUUUAGUAAAUA
This is a messenger RNA of Danaus plexippus (monarch butterfly), 3791 nucleotides long. It is a transcript of the gene Vps39, whose product is annotated as vam6/Vps39-like protein. Gene Ontology annotation, cellular component: cytoplasm; membrane. Gene Ontology annotation, biological process: vesicle-mediated transport; endosomal vesicle fusion; intracellular protein transport. NCBI's taxonomy places the organism in Eukaryota, Metazoa, Arthropoda, Insecta, Lepidoptera, Nymphalidae. Bases 213 to 2759 code for a protein of 848 amino acids. Gene Ontology annotation, molecular function: protein binding. The record is from RefSeq and is a predicted model, not a curated record. The transcript has 13 exons.